Messenger RNA from Panicum virgatum (switchgrass), 943 nucleotides. RefSeq names its product RING-H2 finger protein ATL8-like. The transcript has a single exon. NCBI's taxonomy places the organism in Eukaryota, Viridiplantae, Streptophyta, Magnoliopsida, Poales, Poaceae. Bases 138 to 692 code for a protein of 184 amino acids. The record is from RefSeq and is a predicted model, not a curated record.
CCACCCCCUCGCCUCUCCUCCCAGUUCUCCCACACACACUUGUCACCUUCCUCCCCUGCCACGAGCCGCGAGGAUAAGACGCAGCCCGUGAGCGAACAGCGCCAGCGCCGGCCGCCCCGAUCGAGCAAGCGAGGAGGAUGCACCGCGCGGCGAGGAGGCUGAUGUGGGGGGCCAGCCAGCCCGGGACGGACGUCCCCAGCGACCACGACGUGGUCAUCGUGCUCGCCUCGCUGCUCUGCGCCAUGAUCACCGUCCUCGGCAUCGGCCUCGUGGCGCGGUGCGCGUGCGGGCGCGGCGGGGCCAGCAGGCCGCCCGCCGCCGCCAACAGGGGCGUCAAGAAGUCGGUGCUCCGCAAGAUCCCCACCGUGCCGUACGCCUCCUCCGCCGGCGCGGCCUGCGGCGGCGACGAGGAGUCCGGGGAGGCGGCGGCGGAGGAGGAGUGCGCCAUCUGCCUGGCGGAGUUCGAGGAGGGCGAGGCCGUGCGCGUGCUGCCCCCCUGCGGCCACGGCUUCCACGCCGCCUGCAUCGACAAGUGGCUGCGCGGGCACUCCACCUGCCCCUCCUGCCGCCGGAUCCUGUCCCUCCGGCUGCCGCCCGGCGAGCGCUGCAGCCGCUGCGGCGCGCGGCCCCACGCCGGGGACGCCGGCUGGAAGCCGACCUCCUACAGCGGCGUGCCGCCGUUCCUGCCGUAGGCAGCUGCGCGCCACCAGCAGAGAGGCAGAGAUGCUGCUUCUGGGCUGGAGCUAGAAGAAGACAAGGACCGGAGGAAUCGACCAACCCAAAAGCAAACAAUCUGGUUGGUAAUGCGUAGCAAUCCGGAGCUGGAAAUGGGGAAGUCUGAUAAGGUGUUUGCAGGCUUGCAGCCGCGGCGUACUAGCUCUGUACAUUUGUAAAUAUUAGUAGUAUAAAUUAAUAUAUAUGCAAUCAGCUUUGGUAAGGAUGA